This is a messenger RNA of Adineta ricciae, 291 nucleotides long. The record is from the annotation of a GenBank genome assembly. Lineage: Eukaryota; Metazoa; Rotifera; Eurotatoria; Adinetida; Adinetidae.
AUGGAACACGAACGCUCUUUCCAAAAACAACCAACAAUUUUCUUAAAUAAGAAACAAGCUGCCGCCAAAGCCAGCAAAACCGGUCGUGCUGAACGAUACACACGUAAUGUUGGUUUAGGUUUCAAAACACCACGUGAAGCUAUUGAAGGUACAUACAUCGAUAAGAAGUGCCCAUUCACUGGCAACGUUAGCAUUCGUGGUCGUAUUCUUACUGGUACAGUGAUGAAACUUAAAAUGACACGUACCAUUGUCAUCCGCCGAGAUUAUCUACACUAUUCCAUGCUUCCGUGA